Molecule: messenger RNA, 957 nt
Organism: Pseudocercospora fijiensis CIRAD86
Lineage: Eukaryota; Fungi; Ascomycota; Dothideomycetes; Mycosphaerellales; Mycosphaerellaceae
Exons: 4
Coding region: 33-644 (203 amino acids)
Biological process (GO): cytoplasmic translation
Cellular component (GO): cytosolic large ribosomal subunit; ribosome
Molecular function (GO): RNA binding; structural constituent of ribosome
Source: RefSeq, a predicted model, not a curated record
AUCGACCAGCAACACCCGCCCACACAGCCAAGAUGGGUGCCCACAAGUAUCUCGAGGAGCUUCAAAAGAAGAAGCAGAGCGAUGUCAUGCGCUUCUUGCUCCGCGUUCGUUGCUGGGAGCUCCGCCAGCUGAACGUCAUCCACCGCGCCUCGCGCCCAUCCCGCCCAGACAAGGCCCGCCGCCUCGGAUACAAGGCCAAGCAGGGAUAUGUCAUCUACCGUGUGCGUGUUCGCCGCGGUGGUCGCAAGAGGCCAGUGCCAAAGGGUGCCACCUACGGCAAGCCAACCAACCAGGGUGUGAACCAACUCAAGUACCAGCGCUCGCUCAAGUCCACCGCCGAGGAGCGUGUUGGCCGCCGCUGCGCCAACUUGCGCGUGCUUAACAGCUACUGGAUCAACCAGGACUCGACCUACAAGUACUACGAGAUCAUCCUCGUUGACCCACAGCACAAGGCCAUCCGCAAGGACCCACGCAUCAACUGGAUCGUGAACCCAGUGCACAAGCACCGCGAGUCUCGUGGUCUGACUGCCACCGGCAAGAAGAGCAGAGGUCUCAACAAGGGCCACCGCUACAACAACACCAAGGCCGGCCGUCGUCACACCUGGAAGCGCCAGAACACCCUGUCUCUCUGGCGCUACCGAUAAGUGGGAAGUUGAAAGCGGUUGUCGAGAAUUUAUGGAAGUCAUGCUGCAUCACCUUCGCGCUGGAGUUGCAACGGUAUGGGCAAGUCUAUUGCACGUUGUCAGAGGGCAUAUGGCGUGCAUUUUGUGCGGUCCACCUCCGGUCACGUAGCGAAAGCCGGCGUGUCGGGCUAUGUGAAAUGAGAUCAAAUUACCACGAUUGACUUCCGAGCGUCGACCCUCGGUCUCAUUUCCUUCCAACCACGACUUUGAAGCGCCUUCAAGUCUCAAACGUAAUCUCAUGAGCUAAAUGUAUGUGCGAACGCGUGAAGAAGUG